This is a messenger RNA of Vitis riparia (riverbank grape), 974 nucleotides long. RefSeq lists its product as uncharacterized. Bases 57 to 779 code for a protein of 240 amino acids. The transcript is spliced from 7 exons. The record is from RefSeq and is a predicted model, not a curated record. NCBI's taxonomy places the organism in Eukaryota, Viridiplantae, Streptophyta, Magnoliopsida, Vitales, Vitaceae.
CUCUAAAACUAUGGCGAGGGAGGAGCGAGAGAAACAGUUCUGAUGUUUUGUCGACCAUGGCCACCACGCCCACCCCUGCGCAACUUAGCAGAAGCCCGUUCAAUUCAGCUUUCUCCCGUUCUCGUUUCCCAUAUUCAAACUCGUUAAGGAGGAAGAACGCUACACCGGUGAGGUGCGCAUUGUCCCCCCAGGAAUGGCGGGAAAGUAGGCGAUUGGUCUCCAUCUCUCUUAUGCUUUUCCACUGCCUCUCUUUACCUAAACAUGCUCUUGCUGGCAAUAUUUUCGACAAAUAUGUGAAAAGGAAGAAGCUUGAUCCACUGGACGCUUAUGUGCCUGCUAUUAUAUUGACUCAAUUACAGAUAAAGGACUUGGUGAAAACUCUGGAAGUUGAUCAGCCCCAAUAUGCAGCCUGUCGGUCGCUGCUACGCUAUGGCCCUGCAGCAUCACUUCGUGUGAAUAUUCGAGCUGUGGCUCAAUACGCAUCGGACAGUGGCAAUGGCAAAACUGCUUUCAAUGAUGUUGAUCAAUGUCUGAGAGCGCUGGAGGAACUUGAUUCCUUGCUUCUGCAAGCGUCAAGAAGCAAUCCGGGAGCCUCAGUUGAAACAAUGAAGGCAAAGAUUGGUGUUGCCCUUGAUGCAUUGGACAGCCUUCUCCAAACUGUCCCUUCUGACAUUCUAGACAAAGGGAAGGCCAUAGCUGAUGCCUAUAGGACCCCAGACGAAGAUGCGGAUCCUGAAAACUUGGACCCAGAUAUGAAGCAGUUGGAAUCAAUAUUAUGAACACAGGGCCUUUUCUCUUUCCUUUUUCUAUUCCCCUAACAUACGGAUGAGUAGAACAGCAGAUUGUAAUAUGAUCAACAAUGUACAAGAUGUCUUUGUAAGUAUUUGCUUUCCUAUACAGCAUCUAUAGUCCUCUAUGGGUAUCUUUUGUAGUCCCUAUCCACCAUUAUCAGUCCAUCAUAUCAUUAAUCAGAA